Penicillium cataractarum is the source of this 756-nucleotide messenger RNA. RefSeq lists its product as uncharacterized. The transcript has 2 exons. NCBI's taxonomy places the organism in Eukaryota, Fungi, Ascomycota, Eurotiomycetes, Eurotiales, Aspergillaceae. The record is from RefSeq and is a predicted model, not a curated record. The coding region runs from base 1 to 756 and encodes 251 amino acids.
AUGCGUCUCGCACCGAUUCUCCUCUCGCUGGCGACAGUGUCAUUGGCUGCCCCUGCGAACUACUUCGACGAUGCCUAUGACUUCUCCGACGAGCUUUCGGACUUUUAUGCCAAAGUCAGCCAGUAUAUCAGUCGCGUGAGAAAAGACACGACUCCGUCAGCAACAUGUGAUACAUCCAAGAUCAAAUUGCCCUCGUUCGCCUUGGGUCUACCGGCUCCCAACCAAACGGUCCCGAUGUAUGUGGCUCUUGGAAGAGGAACGCAGAACUACACGUGUGCCGACUCUACAUCUGCGUCUACUCCCACGGCUAUCGGUGCAGUCGCCAACCUGUACAAUGCGACAUGCUUGGCUGCCAACUAUCCGGAUAUCCUGGAGUCCCUUCCCAACAUUGCCCUCAAGAUUUCCCUGCCUACCAACGAGUAUGCCACCCUCCCACCAGCCAACCUCGACUUAAUGGGCCAUCACUUCUUUACUGGUGCGACUCCCGAGUUCAACCUUGACCUCACAGCCACCCAGCAGUUCGGUAUUGCCAUGACCAAGAAGGGUGGCCAAAUCAAUGCCCCCGACACUGCUGUUCAGGGCAAAUAUGGUGCGGUUCCUUGGCUGUACUUGUCAACCAUUGAUGGCACUGUUGGCAAAUACAAGGGCGUCUAUAGGGUGGACACAGCUUCGGGCUCUCCACCCGACGAUUGCACAGACAUGCCAUCUUCGUUUGAGAUCGAGUAUUCUGCAAACUACUACUUCUUUGGGAGUUGA